GUCUGGCUGAAGCGCGCCUCACACUCCGGGGCUGCGGGAUAUCUGUUUGUUGUGUUUGAGUUUUUGUUGUUGUGAACUCGACUCUUUUUUUUCCUCCGGUGGUCGUGGCCCCCCAAACUCCGGCACCCUGAAGUAUCUAACCGUCUUUCUCGGGGCAGGGAUGCUUGCAAUUCUGGGUGCAGUGAUCUGCAUCAUUGCAAGCAUCGCCCCCGGUAGCUCUCCGGGAGCUGUCCCUGGUGCUGAAAAUGAAGCCGGGGCGCUGCUAGCAAACCAGGGCGGUGGUGGAGCUGUCCAAGGUGCUGAAAAUGAAGCCGGCUCGCUGCUCGCUAACCAGGGAGCUGUCCACGGUCCUGAAACUAUCCAGGGUGCUGAAACUGGCCAAGGCGGCGCUCCAGCACCCACCUCAAGCCGAGCCACCGCCUCUGGCUUGGGCCACGGCUCCGACUCGCUGGUCGGCACCGCCAGCCGCUUCCUCUGCCUGCCUUUAUCCCAGGACUGCCCGUCCCCGUCCGCCAGAGAGGACCUGCUGCUGCUGAGGGGCACGGCGGCGCAGCUCCGCCAGAUGGUCAGCCAGCAGGGCAGGCAGAUCGCCAGCGACCAGCGCACCAUCAGGGAGCUGACCGGCAAGCUCAGCCAGUGCGAGGGAGGGCAGGAGCUGGGCUUCUUCCAGAACCACCCCGAGGAGUACGCGUGGGACCUGGGCAGGAAUAGUGUGGAGGAGGGAGCCGAGGAGCCGGAGACGGAGUCGGAGCAGGCAGUGCUGGAUCUGGAGCGGACCAUCCACUCCCUGAAGAACAGUAUCAAACACCUGGAGGGGGAGUUGGUGUCUCGUGGCAAUGCCUCCUCGGUCACACUGUCGGGAGUGCCCCAGGGUCACUUCUACCUGAAGAUUGAUGAGCUGGAGGGACAACUGCUGUCCAAGCUGUCUGAGUUGGAGAGAGAGCGUGCCUUACUGCAGAACAAGAACGACCGCCAGAGACAUCGCGUGGAGGAGCAGCUUGAAGCUCUUCAGCAGCGCAUCGACCAUCUGGAGAAAGAAACGGCUGCCUAUAAGUUGCAGGAAAGCUAUAAAAUCUCACUGCCGGCACGGACGAACUACAUGUACGCCCGGAUGAAGAGGAGCCUGCCAGAACUGUACACGCUGACUGUCUGUGUGUGGCUCAAGUCUAAGACCACUGCUGGCGUUGGGACCCCCUUCUCCUAUGCUGUGCCUGGACAAGCAAAUGAGAUUGUCUUUCUGGAGUUGGGGCGGAAACCAGCCGAACUACUGAUCAACGACAAAGUUGCUCGGCUGCCCUUGAGGAUCAACGACGGGCAGUGGCAUCAUGUGGGUAUUACCUGGACCACCAGGGAUGGUGAGUGGGAGGCUUACCAGGAUGGCACGAGGCAGGGGUCAGGAGACAACCUGGCACCUUGGCACCCGAUCAAACCAGGUGGGACCCUGGUCCUUGGCCAAGAGCAGGACACAGCGGGGGGGAGGUACGAUGCCGCUCAGGCCUUCGUAGGCGAGCUGGCCGACUUCAACCUGUGGGACCGGAUCCUGACAGCGGCCGAGAUCCGGAGCAUCGCCAACUGUUCCUCCGUGGCGGUGGGCAACGUCCUGUCGUGGGAGGGCGGCGGCGUCGACCUGUUCGGCGGCGCGAGCAAGUGGCCUUUCCAGAGGUGCGGAACGAGUACUGUCUCCAAGGAGGACUAGAGUCAUCCGGUCUCCCCCGCCCAUCCCCGGCCUGGCCUUGGCCGGGCUGGAUGUGGCCCAGACUGGCUUCGGCACCCCUCACUGUGUCUCCAUCGUGGCCCGGGUGCCUCUCCAAAGUCGUGCUUCUCCAAAGCCAGCACUCUGACACAGGCACCCCUCUCU
Amblyraja radiata (thorny skate) is the source of this 1858-nucleotide messenger RNA. RefSeq names its product neuronal pentraxin-2. Lineage: Eukaryota; Metazoa; Chordata; Chondrichthyes; Rajiformes; Rajidae. The record is from RefSeq and is a predicted model, not a curated record. The transcript has 5 exons. The coding region runs from base 161 to 1696 and encodes 511 amino acids.